AUGUCUACAACCAAUACAAAUAAUUUAUUUUCAUAUGAAAAAUAUACGAAACCUGAAGGUUAUGAUUAUGAUGAAUGUGAUGAUUCCUCUGAUGGCAGUGAUGGUAAUGAUUAUCUAGAUAAUGAAUCUUUCACAGUAAACAAAAAUUAUAAAAAUAAUGGUGGUGGUAGUGGCAUUUCAAAACCAAAAAAGAAACAACCAUCGCAACCAUUGCAAGAACAAGAACAACAACAACAAGAACAAGAACAACAACAACAACAACAACAACAACAACAACAACAACAACAACAACAACAACAACAACAACAACAACAAACAUUAGAAACUUCAGAAAAUUUAACAACAACAACAGAGAAAUCAUCAAAAACUAAUAAAAAACAAAACAAACAUGAAGAAUUAAAUGAAACAAUAGAAGAAACAAAUAAAACAAAGAAAUUAACAAAAUCAGAGGUACAAUCAAUUAUAGAUGAUGAAAUUGAAAAUAAGAAAAAAGAGAGGUUACCUUCAAGUGAAGAAGUUUAUAACCGUAUUUUAUAUGACCAUUUAUUAAAGGAUAAAAUGGAUGAUUUUACCAUAUUCUAUGAAGAUCGUUUCGAUGGUUUAAAGAAAGCUGCUUUUAAAUCUUUCGAAUUUGGUGUUGUACCCUUACAUAGAAUUAAAAAAUUUAGUUAUUUAAAUACAAUAGUUUGGGAUCGUACCGAAAGAAUUUAUGAUUUCUCAAUAUUUGAUUGUAUUAAUAAUAAUAAUAAUGAAAAUAAUGAAAAUAAUGAAAAUAUAUAA
Dictyostelium discoideum AX4 is the source of this 780-nucleotide messenger RNA. RefSeq lists its product as hypothetical. Lineage: Eukaryota; Evosea; Eumycetozoa; Dictyosteliales; Dictyosteliaceae. The transcript has a single exon. The record is from RefSeq and is a predicted model, not a curated record. Bases 1 to 780 code for a protein of 259 amino acids.